Molecule: messenger RNA, 2316 nt
Organism: Gastrolobium bilobum
Lineage: Eukaryota; Viridiplantae; Streptophyta; Magnoliopsida; Fabales; Fabaceae
Product: subtilisin-like protease SBT1.7
Exons: 1
Coding region: 1-2316 (771 amino acids)
Biological process (GO): proteolysis
Molecular function (GO): serine-type endopeptidase activity
Source: RefSeq, a predicted model, not a curated record
AUGGAGUCCUUUAAGAAACCUCUCGUUAUAAGUCACUUUGUUUUUGUUUUGAUUCUGGUCUUCUUCGAUGUGUCUCUGGCAACAACGGAGAAGAUGACCGAGAAUCAGAAGAGUACUUACAUAGUACAUGUGUCCAAAUCCGAAAUACCAGCAAGCUUUGAGCACCAUUCGGUCUGGUAUAAAUCGAUUCUGAAAUCGAUAUCUGUCUCAGCAGAAAUGCUCUACAUCUAUGACAACGCAAUCCAUGGAUUCUCAACAAGAUUAACACCUGAAGAAUCCCGGUUACUGAAGAGUCAAACCGGGAUUCUAAAGUUGUUGCCAGAUAAAAUGUACAAACUACACACCACUCGAACCCCUCAGUUCCUCGGGAUCGAUAAAAUCCCUGGGAUGUUUCCCGAGUCAAACACAGGCACUGACGUCGUCAUCGGACUCCUCGACACAGGCGUUUGGCCAGAAAGCAAGAGCUUCGACGAUACUGGACUGGGACCCAUCCCUAGCAGCUGGAAAGGCGAAUGUGAAACAGGUACCAAUUUCACAACCUCGAACUGUAAUAAGAAAUUGAUUGGAGCCAGGUUCUUUCCAAAGGGUCACGAGGCCUCGAAUGGUCCAGUUGAUGAAACCAAGCAAUUUAGAUCGCCACGUGACAGUGACGGUCACGGCACCCACACUGCGAGCACAGCUGCAGGAUCUGCAGUGGAAGGCGCGAGCCUAUUCGGCUACGCUAAUGGUACAGCACGUGGGAUGGCCAAGGGCGCUAGAGUCGCUGUCUACAAGGUUUGCUGGGAAGAAGCUUGUGCGGUUUCUGAUAUACUCGCCGCAAUUGACAAGGCCAUCUCGGAUGGGGUCCACGUCCUUUCAGUUUCGAUUGGAGGUGGAGCCAUCGAUUAUGACGAAGAUACCCUCGCAAUUGGAGCCUUUUCGGCAAUGGAGAAAGGUAUUCUAAUCUCAAGCUCCGCAGGAAACUCGGGUCCCAAUGCAUCUUCUCUCACCAAUUUGGCACCUUGGAUUACAACCGUGGGAGCUGGCACACUUGAUCGAGAUUUCCCAGCGUACGUUAGCCUCGGAAAUGGACAAAACUUUUCUGGAGUGUCCCUUUAUAAUGGCAAUCCUUUGCCACAUACUCCCGUAUCGUUCGUAUACGCAGGGAAUGCGAGCAUAGGAGUAGGAGAAGGUGGUGAGUUAUGUGCGGCGGGAUCCUUGGCGCCGGAAAAAGUUGCGGGAAAGAUCGUGUUGUGUGAUCGCGGCGAUCUUGGUAGGGCAGAAAAAGGAUCGGUGGUGAAAUCCGCCGGCGGUUUAGGCAUGGUGUUGGCCAACCAGGCCAGUGACGGAGAGGAACUGGUGGCGGACCCCCAUCUUUUGCCGGCAACUGCGGUGGGUUCGAAAGAAGGUGAAGCCAUCAAGAAGUACUUGUUUUCUAAUCCAAAACCGACGGCUACGAUUGUGUUCGAGGGAACUAAGGUGGAUAUUCAGCCGUCACCGGUUGUUGCGGCGUUCAGCUCCCGUGGCCCCAAUCCUAUUACACCGCAGAUAUUAAAGCCUGAUUUUAUUGCGCCAGGUGUCGACAUAUUAGCAGCAUGGACGGAGGCUGCGGGUCCCACUAAUAUUGAUUCGGAUGCGAGGCGUGUGGACUUCAACAUCAUAUCAGGCACGUCCAUGUCAUGCCCUCACGUGAGCGGCUUAGCGGCUUUGAUCAAGUCGGCUCACCCUGACUGGAGUCCAGCCGCUAUUCGCUCUGCGCUGAUGACUACGGCUUAUACGGCUUACAAAAAUGGUCAGAAACUGCUGGACAGUGCUACCCAAAAACCAGCGACACCGUUGGAUUUUGGCGCUGGACAUGUGAACCCCGUUGCUGCACUUAAUCCAGGACUUGUAUAUGAUUUGACGGUUGAUGAUUAUCUGAACUUCCUUUGCGCGUUGAACUACACUGCUGAUCGAAUCGAGGCCGUGGCGAGGAGAAAGUACAAGUGCGAUCCGAAAAAACAAUACAGUGUAAACGACCUUAAUUAUCCUUCAUUUGCGGUGGUGUUUGAAUCAGCAGGUGGUAAUGGUGGAGCAAAAAUUAAACACACUCGCACACUGACCAACGUGGGUCCCCCAGGAAAGUACAAGGUAUCGGUUACGUCGGAUACUGCGUUCGUCAAUGUCUCAGUUGAGCCGGAAGAGUUGAGUUUCAACGAAAAGGAGAAAAAAUCAUAUACGGUUACAUUUGCCGCAUCAGGUUCAAAACCGAAGAGUCCUUUUAGUUUUGGACGUUUAGAAUGGUCCGAUGGAAAGAACGUUGUUGGAAGCCCUAUCAGCUUCAGCUGGGGAGAAUGA